CCAUGGUCCAUCGUCCAUUUUUCCGCCCACAAAUCCCGAAACGAAAAUGCCGACCGACUCCUUCCAAAGGUUCAAAACUUCAACAUCUCAAAUAAUCGCAAACUUACCUUGUUCUUGCAGUACCGGUAGCAUCUGGCGGGACGGCGGGCCAUCUUGACUGAUUCUCGCGAUGUCGCUGGGUGUGGGUGUCGCUGGGUGUUGGGGUGCGAGAGGGACAAGUGGGAAGCCUCUGUAUUUUGACCACAUUCAAAUUCGCCUUCGAUUACCAAUCGCGGGCUCAUUUUCCUGCCGGCUGAGCUGAUCACGUAAAAGUGGGGCUGUUAGGGCACAAGGAAAAUCCGGUCCACUGUACACAGCCAAUCAGAGCCGACCCCACGUUUGCUUGGGAUUUGGAGAUUUCCAAACUUUCUGGAAAACUUGACUUGGACUUUUUUCUGCAACCCGACGACGCUUCCUGCCAAAGACAAGGACAACACCAACCUUCGAGGCCAACUUCUAUCUCUGUUAAACCAUCCCAACCGUCGCAAUGGCCCCCAAGAAGUCUAAGUCGGACGCUCAGUCCAUCGGCGCCAAGCUGGCCCUUGUUAUGAAGUCUGGCAAGGUCGUCCUUGGAUACAGAUCGACCCUCAAGGCCCUCCGCACCGGGAAGGCCAAGUUGAUCCUCAUCGCUGCCAACACCCCUCCUCUCCGCAAGUCUGAGCUCGAGUACUACUCCAUGAUGAGCAAGACCUCAGUCCACCACUACAACGGCACCAACAUUGAGCUUGGCACCGCUCUUGGCAAGCUCUUCAAGUGCUCCACCAUGGCCAUCCUCGACGCUGGUGACUCCGACAUUCUGGCUGACCAGACUGCCUAAAGAGCCAACCUGAAAAAGACAGGGAAAGAUUUGGCAUUUGGCACGGCGUUCAGGUUCUCAACUCCGGCAAGUCACACACCGGGCUCUGCUCGGCUCAAGAACUGAUUUUGAUGGCCAUGGUUGGUCAGGGCUUGCCCUGGAUUGAUGGCUCCAAUAGAUAGUCGUAAUACAUGACCUCUCGUUGCCA
This is a messenger RNA of Podospora pseudopauciseta, 1043 nucleotides long. RefSeq names its product 60S ribosomal protein L30 (gene RPL30). The record is from RefSeq and is a predicted model, not a curated record. Lineage: Eukaryota; Fungi; Ascomycota; Sordariomycetes; Sordariales; Podosporaceae. The transcript has 3 exons. Gene Ontology annotation, cellular component: cytosolic large ribosomal subunit. Bases 527 to 856 code for a protein of 109 amino acids. Gene Ontology annotation, molecular function: structural constituent of ribosome; RNA binding.